AUGGAGAACAAAACAAUUCUAGAAGAGCUUCUUUUAAAGAAGUCACAACAGAAGAAAAAGAUUUCACCAAUUAAUUACAAGGAACGGCUGUUUGUUUUGACAAAAGCAAAUCUUUCUUACUAUGAGUAUGCCAAAGAGAAAAGAGGAAGCAAAAAGGGGUCAAUUGACAUUAAGAAAAUUCGAUGUGUUGAGACAGUGAAUCUUGAGGAAUCAACACCUCCUGCGAGACAAUACCCAUUUCAGAUUGUAUACAAGGAUGGCCUACUCUAUGUCUAUGCAGCUAGUGAAGAAAGUCGGAACCGAUGGCUGGCAGCUUUGCAUAAAGAAAUAAAAGACAAUUCCAAUUUACUAAACAAGUAUCACAAAGGAUUCUUCACCAACGGGAAGUUUCUCUGUUGCAGCCAGACAUGUAAAGCAGCCCCCGGAUGUACGAUUUGGGAGAAAUACGUGAGUCUUUAUUGCACAACCAAGUCUGUGAAACCACUGCCUCCAGUCCCUCAGGCACUGCGGAAGAGUAGAAGCCUACCCCAGGUGCUAUCACCAGACAAGUCAGUCCUGAAGGUGGCUAUGGCCCAGUGCAACUACGAACCCACAGGAAAUUCGACUAUUCAGCUUGUUAAAAGCAAUAAAUAUUAUGUAUUGAAAGAAGAAGACUCUGACUGGUGGCAAGUAAGGGAUUUGGAAGGGAAUGAAGGCUUCGCACCGAGCUGUUACCUGAGAAAGUUAUCUCUGAAUGAUGACGAGCCAAGGGAACACUCUAGUGCCAGUGAGAAUUCAUCCGCAGAAGAGCAGAGUAUUGCUAAGCAUGAUUGGUAUGCUGGCAAUAUCUCCCGUGCCCACUCUGAGCAACUGCUCCGUCAGAAGGGUAAGGAAGGUGCUUUUAUGGUUCGUAAAUCUAGCCAAGUAGGAAUGUAUACUGUGUCUGUAUUCAGCAAGGCUCCUGAAAGUAAAAAAGGAGCAGUCAGACAUUACCAUGUGCACAGAACCACUGAAAACAAGUAUUAUCUCGCUGAAAAUUACUGUUUUGAAUCAAUUCCCAAGCUUAUUCGCUACCACCAGCACAACUCAGCAGGUAUGGUGACAAGGCUCCGGCAUGCAGUGUCUACACAAGUAAAUAAGGUCCCAGCCACAGCUUCAUUAGGAAAUGGAAUCUGGGAGCUGAAACGAGAAGAAAUUGUAUUGCUGAGAGAACUAGGGAGUGGACAGUUUGGAGUGGUGCAUCUGGGAAAGUGGAAGGGACAAUAUGAUGUGGCCAUAAAGAUGAUCAAAGAGGGAGCGAUGUCAGAAGAUGAAUUCAUAGAAGAAGCUCAGACCAUGAUGAAACUUAAUCAUCCCAAACUUGUUAGACUGUAUGGUGUAUGCUCAAAAUCAUAUCCCAUCUAUCUAGUGACAGAAUACAUGGCUAAUGGCUGUUUGCUUAGCUACUUAAGGAGUCAUGGGAAGGAACUGCAACCCCUUCAGCUUCUGGAAAUAUGUUAUGAUAUUUGUGAUGCUAUGGCCUUCCUGGAGAGCUGUCAGUUCAUACACAGAGAUUUGGCUGCUAGGAACUGUUUGGUUGACAGCAAUCUUACUGUGAAAGUAUCUGACUUUGGGAUGACUAGGUAUGUUCUGGAUGACCUGUAUAUAAGUUCACUAGGAACUAAGUUUCCAGUGAAGUGGUCAGCACCAGAAGUUUUUCAUUACACCAAAUUUAGCAGCAAGUCAGAUGUAUGGGCCUUUGGUAUCUUAAUGUGGGAGGUGUUCACUUUGGGGAAGCAACCCUAUGAGCUAUAUGAUAACAUGCAGGUGAUUGAGAAAGUUUCUCAAGGAUUCCGGCUUUAUAGACCACAACUGGUUUCAGACAUCAUCUAUCAGAUAAUGUACAACUGCUGGCAUGAGCUACCAGAGAAGCGCCCCAGCUUUUAUCAGCUCCUAUCUUUUUUUGAGGCAUUGAAAGAAGAUGACAGAGCUUGA
Struthio camelus australis is the source of this 1953-nucleotide messenger RNA. NCBI's taxonomy places the organism in Eukaryota, Metazoa, Chordata, Aves, Struthioniformes, Struthionidae. The record is from RefSeq and is a predicted model, not a curated record.